AUGGCUAAACAACAACAAACUUCAAGUUACAGCAGUGGUGGAAACAUUAUUCCUACUCCUGAAGAGGCUGCAACGUUCCAGCCCCAAGUUGUUGCAGAGGGUGGAUGGGAAAAAUGUUGGGAAGACGGUGUAACACCGUGGGAUCAGGGAAGAGCCACACCUCUCAUCCUCCAUCUUCUCGACUCCUCCUCUCUCCCUCUUGGCCGUACUCUUGUCCCUGGCUGCGGCGGAGGGCACGAUGUCGUUGCGAUGGCAAACCCCGAACGUUUCGUUGUUGGACUAGAUAUAUCUGAAAAGGCUCUCAAGAAAGCUAAUGAGACUUACGGCUCCGCACCGAAUUCAAUGUACUUUGCGUUCGUGAAGGAAGACGUUUUCACUUGGCGUCCUGAUGAACUAUUCGACCUCAUAUUCGAUUAUGUGUUCUUCUGUGCCAUUGAACUGGAGCUGAGACCUGCAUGGGCUAAAUCCAUGUAUGAACUCUUAAAACCUGACGGCGAACUCAUAACUCUCAUGUAUCCGAUUACCGAUCAUGUUGGUGGAGCUCCCUACAAAGUAUCUGUCUCUGCGUACGAAGAUGUGUUGGUUCCCUUAGGAUUUAAGGCAGUGUCCAUCGAGGAGAACCCAGACUCCAUUCCCACUCGUAAGGGGAAAGAGAUGCUUGCGAGGUGGAAGAAGAUCAACUGAUCCAAGAGAGAUCAGAUCUUACUGUUUAGUAAGAAUGUUAUAUAUGUGUGUAAUCUACCUUUCUGUUAAGAAUAAAGUGAGUAUCCAAUUACUCAAUGUAAAAUAUGUAUAUGUGAAUGUGAUGAUUAUGGCGGCAGCUGCCAACGUCUAUGUAACUCCGGUCGCCGAUCUCUCUCCCCUUGUUGCUGUAUUCCUCACUUUCAUCUGGUGUGCUUUUAUG
Molecule: messenger RNA, 904 nt
Organism: Raphanus sativus (radish)
Lineage: Eukaryota; Viridiplantae; Streptophyta; Magnoliopsida; Brassicales; Brassicaceae
Product: probable thiol methyltransferase 1
Exons: 8
Coding region: 1-684 (227 amino acids)
Molecular function (GO): S-adenosylmethionine-dependent methyltransferase activity
Source: RefSeq, a predicted model, not a curated record